Ceutorhynchus assimilis (cabbage seed weevil) is the source of this 779-nucleotide messenger RNA. Lineage: Eukaryota; Metazoa; Arthropoda; Insecta; Coleoptera; Curculionidae. The record is from the annotation of a GenBank genome assembly.
AUGAAUAGUAUUAAAGAAAUUUUGGAAAAUUUUGAGCUGAGUGAACUCCUGGACUCCUUUGAAGCUAACGAUAUACCUAGACUUGGAAGUCUUGAUUUUGACGAGAGUUUACUAGAACAUCUAUUUUUCCUGAGGAUUCCACAGAUUGCAUCCCAACAAGUAGCAAAGGAAAUUAGUACAGUCUUCAAAAAAGAGUCGGAGGAAAUUUAUUUUCGUCCUUACAAAUACACUUCACAAAAAUGUAGUGGAAAGCUUUGGUCAAGAUACAUCAAUGUGAAAAAAACAUUUAAUGAGCUGAGAAAGUGUACCUUAGAAACAACAACUUUUCUAGACAAAAAUGACAAUUUAGGUGAUGAACCCAAUCAGCCAAGAACAGUAUGCAAUUGAAUUUUGCAAAUACAAUAUCUCUCCCAUGGACGAAAUUGAAAAUAAUUGGAACAUUUCCUCCAAUGCACGAUAGAACAUGAUCAAAAAGGGAAUAGGCGUGAUGGAAUAUUUUGAAGCAUUUCCAGUUCUUAAACCAACCACAAGUUUCCAUUUUACUUUUGAACGACUUUCAAAAAAAUUAUCCCACAAACUGUGAUGGUUUAUACAUAAAUUGGACUGAAUUUAGAAAUGCUAUCCUAUACCUACGCAUAAUAUGAAUGUAUGUAUGUAUAUGGAAAAAAAUUAUUAGGAAUGUAAUAAAAUGUUUCAGAAUUCAAUUUGCGUUUUGCUUUUCUUCCAUUUUCCUAUUUUUUUUCUUUCUAAUCUAAACUAAUUGGACCAACAAAAAGUUU